Molecule: messenger RNA, 6819 nt
Organism: Zootermopsis nevadensis
Lineage: Eukaryota; Metazoa; Arthropoda; Insecta; Blattodea; Termopsidae
Product: protein I'm not dead yet
Biological process (GO): citrate transport; transmembrane transport; succinate transport
Cellular component (GO): plasma membrane
Molecular function (GO): citrate transmembrane transporter activity; succinate transmembrane transporter activity
Source: RefSeq, a predicted model, not a curated record
AAGAUUAAGGGCAGAUUUUUUAUAAAACGUGGCGCGAUAAUUAUGUCACGUGGGUGAGCUCCCGCCUUUGAACUUUUUAACUUGUGAGUCAAUAAUACCGACACGACGACAUACUCGCAGAAUGCACGAAACAUUUUUGUAUGCUGAGAAACUGCGAUCAUCCGAAUGUGUCCAUCGCGCAAAUGUGAAGCAGCCACAAGGCCGCGUUAGGAGCGUCUCCUGCCCCCACCCCUCUCAAGACGCAGCUGUUAAAGCUGCCGCCAGAUGUCUCCACUAAUAAGCCAGCGGUCACGUGUUCAUUCAACGGCACUCGCCGUUGUGCUGUGAGUCUCAAUGUUGUUUGUUUUUCGCAAGUGCACAGAAUCCGUGUCUUGCGUUAAAUUGUUGGAUUGUGAUUGUGGAAGAUCACUCGGCUGUUACGUCAGCAAGGCGGGGUAAAUGGAGAAGUCAGAACGAGAGGAGUGCGUAACUCGUCGUCUUGACAACAUAAAUCUCCACAAAGCACAGCGAAUGCCAGCGGACGCGUCUGAUAACAGCGCAGAAUCAAGACCCGCACGCGACAGAGUGCACGGGGCGGAAAUUCGUAGGAGUUCACGUACGCGGUGAACAAAUAAUUCGACGUGCUGUGAUAACAAUAACACCAAAGAAUGCGGGGUAAAAACAUCUCAUCGAACAAAAUCCCACGUUUCGGGAAUUGUCUCUGCUCCCGUCUCUCUAACGGACUAGCCUUUCACGUGAAGACGGCAGCAGACCCAGCUGCCGAAACAUAGAGCUCUGUUUUCAGAAUGCAGAGCGAUGAACGAGGCCCAGAAGACGAGCUUUACGACGAAAGUAGUUGCCUGAAGCACUUCCCAGAAGGCGUUGUUGUAGUGCGUUCCCGGAAGAUGUUCAGGCGGGCUCCGCUUUGCGAGGCGAGGAAUCCGUCUGGCCACGAAAAUUACUGACGGAACCCCACAGCAGACCAAACCAAACCAAAAAGGCACGAGCAAAAGUCGAUGUUGAGUUCAUGCUUGCGACGAUACGCGGCAAAUCCGAGGUCGUCUCUCUCGUUUCCACAGCGACUCCUCGGCUGUCGCUCUCAGAUACGAACAUUUUGGAGUGCAGAUGUCUUAGUGGAAUCCGUGGGUCCCCAAGGCCACGUGGCGUCUUGCGGAACGGAAUACAAAUUCGUCGCUGCUUCGAGUAAAUUUGGGUCACGCAAAUCAGACGCCUCUGCUCGAGGACGACCGUCCCUGAGCAGAGGCCAACAGAAACACAAGACACCAGAAAUUAUUUACCCGAUAAAAUUGGCAACGGCCCGAGAGGCUCCGAGUUCCUGAUUAGUGUCGCUGGCAAAAUGCCACUGGAGUGAGGUUAAAUUGUCAAGGCCUGCACGGAAUGGCUCCUUUAUUGAACGUUACGAACUCCCUUGUUUGUUUAACUACGCUUUUACAGCUGCGUAGGUCAGAUGCCAGAUGGUUCUGAAUCGUGACAUGUGCUCAGGAUAUCCCUACCUUGAUUGAGAUUUGAACCCAGAAUCUCCUGGACAGAACGGAGGAAUGCGAACCAUCGUUCGGUGUCGCCGAUCCACACGUUCAUUCGGGCGUCGCUGAGUUUUUCAAGACGCGGUCCGCAGACCCUUGACUUCUACCAUUCUGAUGCGUAUCUGCGAUAGUGUCUUUCGCCUUAUCGGCUGGUCCCUUCUCAUGCCGAGCGCCGUCUGCGUCGUCCCCAUAAACGCCUCUUCGUGCUCGUCGAAUUCCUGUCUCUCCAGCGGGAAGAACCUGGAAAAACAAGGCUGAGUGGAGUCUUCCUGCCCCUGCGAGUAUGCAACUCGAGGCCCUGGGCCAGGUAGCACAGAUGGUUUUUGGAUUUCGGGCGCAGUCAAACUUUUUUCAGAAUUAAGAAGUGGCGCGGAGAGACGUGAAUCUGUCAGUUGCAAUGGGAAUCCCCGGUCGGCGCUUCAAAUUUCAAAACAACCUCAGAUGUUCCUAAAGCGUCAUCAAACAGUCAUCCAAGGAUUACUGACAUUUAGGUACAGAUGAGUACGAUAGAAACACGCAAAAUGGAAUCGUAGUCCGUUUCAAAGACACUGCCUGUUUCCAUCAUCAGGGAGGCAGGAUUUGAGGUUUUCGCGGCGGUGAGUCUGAAGACGACUGUCUUCUGGGUUGAAGGUUACCGGCGUUUCAGAAGUCCUUCUUGCCUCCAUCAUCAGGGCGAUAAGCAAACCGCGUGCGGCUCACUCAUCGCCCUCAUGUCAUUCAUCAUCUUGAUUAUUUGUUAUAAACACGUCGUUUCGGAGGUUGGAGUAUGAGGACGGAUACACACUCCGGUCUCCGAAACGUCGUACAAUGUCCAAAAAGUUAGUUGUUUUGAGCGGUCUAGAUAGUUCCUUGAAUUCGUACUUUGGAUCUUCAAUAACUUUGGAUUUCAUUCAAAGUCGCACAGAAGCCGCGUUUGGGUUUCCGGUUGUCAGUGGUUCCCGGAAGAACAAUUGCUGUGAGGUGUUCGGUCUCUCUCGUUUGCUUUCCUCGUGCACCUGUGAACUGCUUCUCGCAUUUUUAUCAGUCAUUGGCCUUUGAAACAAAACUUCAACACGUCCGCACGUGCUCGUUGUUGACAUCAGCGCACGACACGAACCUGGAAGGAAGGACUCGCGGACGUCGCCUACCUUUCCGAAGUCAGGAACAUUUGUCCGUUUAUUUCAAUAUCUCUUUCAGUUGAUUUGCGUCUCGUAAAUGCAAUGCAACAAUGAAAUGUUGCGAACAAUCUUUUCAUCGUGGUGAUCUCUGGACAUUUUUGUCAACAAGUACGACGUUUCGGGGGCUGGACUCUGUUGGGCUCCGUCGAUAAGGACUCGUGCCAUUGCAGUCUUCGAGACGCGCGGUAUUUUUACGAUAUCGAAAGAGUUCAGUUGCUGAAAUGUCACAAAAAGUCUCCGUCUCUGCAGUCGAUCCGACGUCUCACCUGCACGAAAGAUUUUCUGGGCAACAAACCGAAGCUGAGCUUUGUACUGUGUGGUCGGACCACGGACGAGAGAAGAGUUUUUGGGCACAUUUGUGUAUGCCCAGCGAGUGUGCGCCGAUGCCAGGGGCAAGGCGAGGCUGUGGUCCGAGUCUCUGUUUGUUUGCUUAAUAUUUUGCGCUGAAUGUUGACGAUUUGACUAUCGGAUUGUUUCCAGUCUCCGGUUUGAAAAAGGCACGUGCCAAGUAGCAAAACAUUGUGACAGAGAAACCGACGUGAGUGGAAAAUUAAAUAAAAGAAGAUUGGGCUGAAUUUCGCGUGAUCCAAAAGAGAAUUGUGCGGGCACGUGGUGGAAAAGUUAAACAAAGUUGCAAUGACUUAGAUCGACAGAAUCUGUUUGAAAAUGCAGGAGAAAGGAGGUCGUUUGGAGUCCGGUAAUUAUUUCCAAGAACCAGAGUCCUUUCUGGAAACGUGGCACUUCCCUUGAGGUUUUCCUACCAAACUUUUGUGUCCAUCCCCAUGCCAGCCUUCGUGGUUUAAUGGGCCGAGAAUAUCAGAAAAGUGCGGAGGUUAUGGUCGUGGAAUUUCUCUGUGGAAUCUUCGACUCAUUCCCAUCAAUUAAAACAAUUCAGAGAAGAAAUAGUCGGAUGGGAGGGGACGUCGAUCUUUGCGGGUCAAUUUGGAGGGUGAUGUUCAACCGUGACGUCACACAGGUCAAGAUUUGACCUUGGCGUCGUGACUGUCCGCUCUAGUGGGAACUUCAACUGCUGGUUCUGUGCACGAGAUCGCGUGGCUUCAAACUCCGUCUCCUUUUCGAGAUGACGGAGAAGCCGUGUUCAUUUCCCAGAUCGACUCGACGAAGCAAAAUGUGGGUAUGUUGUCAUGCUGAUGUCAGUAUACUGGAUGACAGAGGCAGUUCCCCUGGCCGUGACGUCGUUCAUUCCGGUGAUUUUAUUUCCACUUUUGGAUGUCCUAAACACUGAAAGAGUAUGCAAUGCAUACCUCAAGGAGACCAACAUGAUGUUCAUAGGUGGCCUCAUUGCAGCAAUAGCAGUGGAACAUUGCAACUUACACAAGCGCAUUGCUCUGAAGGUGAUUCUCACCAUUGGAACAAGCCAAGUGCGAUUGUUACUAGGGUUCAUGAUCACCACAAUGGUGUUAUCCAUGUGGAUCUCCAACACGGCCACCACUGCAAUGAUGACGCCCAUUGUAAAGGCUGUUCUAGAUGAAUUGAAACAAAACAAAGAUGUGGAGAGCAGACAUCGAACGUCUUCAUUAAACACAGCAGAUUCUGAGCAUGCAAGUGGUGCAUUUGACCCUGAGACACGUCGAAAAUCAGUCUACCAAUGUGAUUAUGAGCAAAAUGAUCGUCCAGAAAAAACUGACAUCUGCUACUACCUAGGAGUGGCAUAUGCAUCAAACUUGGGUGGAGCUGGCACGCUGACUGGGACAGGAACCAAUCUCACCUUCAAGGGGAUAUGGGACACAACAUUUCCAGAGGCUGGUGGAGUGAACUUUGCGAGUUGGUUUAUUUUUUGUACGCCAUUAAUGUUAAUAAAUAUGUUGGCUGCUUGGAUAUGGCUUCAGAUUCUGUUUAUGGGAUUGUUCAGAAAAAAGAAGGAAGAAGACAAAAGGAAAUCAAAUGAAGAAGAAGCUAAGAUAGUUCGAGAAGUUAUCAGUGUGAAGUAUGAAGAAUUAGGACCAAUGACUUUCCAUGAAGGCUCAGUCCUAAUACUCUUUAUUAUUGUCGUGAUCCUUUGGUUCUUCCGAAAACCAGAGUUUAUACCAGGAUGGGCCGAAUUUGUUGCAACUGUUGAAAUUGAUGAUGCUACUCCAGUCAUGCUAAUUGUAUUCCUGUUGUUCGUGCUUCCAGCAAACCUUGACUUCCUGCGGUUUGACUCUAAUGAGAGGCGACCAGCAAAAGCUGCACCGGCUCUACUCACAUGGAAAGUUGUUCAUGAAAAGGUGCCCUGGGGCCUCGUCUGUCUCCUUGGUGGAGGUUUUGCAAUGGCAGCUGCUAGCAAUGAAUCAGGUCUGUCAACUUACCUGGGUAAAGAACUGGUGUACCUAGAAGUGCUGCCCCCAUUCUUAAUCCUCAUCAUUGUUGCAACUGCAACUACUUUCCUUACUGAAGUGUCAUCGAAUACAGCAAUUGCCAAUAUCACCUUGCCUGUGUUAGCCCAAAUGGCUGUGGCAAUGAAAAUCCAUCCUCUGUACUUUAUGAUCCCAGCAACUCUGUGUUGUUCUUAUGCCUUCAUGUUACCAGUGGCAACUCCUCCCAAUGCUAUUGUUCUUGCAGCCUCUAACAUGAAGACAACAGACAUGAUGAAAGCUGGCAUUGGAAUGAAUAUAAUCUGCCUCAUCAUUUUGUGCAUUUUCUUCCUCACGUAUGGUUCACUUGUGUAUGACUUAGAAGAUUAUCAAGAAUAUCUGUUUGUAAAUAAUGCAACAAAUGUUACAAGGCUGUAGAUGCCAAUAUGCUGUAUAAUACUAAUACAUCUUCAUCCUCCAGUUAUAGUUAUUAAGUUAUCAUCUUUACUUGUACUGUCAUUGAUACUUUUCGUUGUAUUUUCAGAAACACUUGUAUCAUGUUGUUAUAACCCCUCAUGUGCAUGUUUACAUCAACCUGUCCUGAAGAACUGAGAAGCCAUUGCCUAAUCAUCUAACCUAUUUUGAAUGUCCAAAGUCAUUCCAAAUUUCACAACCUAACUACAGUUGGGGAAAAAAAUGUGCUAUAGAGAUUUUUCCUCACAAGAGGACAAAAUAUGACUCAGUGUAUGAGUAUGGUUUUCUUUACAUCAUUAACUUCUGAGACUGGCUCAUUCUUAUACAUAUCAAAAGUGCUAAAUGUUCAGACUGAUUUCUUGUCAGUGGAAUUUUGUUCUGAAGACUUGACAGCAGAAAUACACUACAGAACUUGAUGAUUUAGUAGGCACACUGUCAAAUGGAAUUCCAUGGUAUCAAGGUAUUGUAAAGAGAAAAUACAAAAUUCAUGACACUUAUUUUUGUGAUACUUGUACAGAAUAUGGUACAGAAACAUAAAGCAUAUAAUUUUCUCAUAUAAUCAAGCUUGUGAUAAUGUCACAAAAAUAGUUUUACUGUGUAAGUGUUAGGUCAUUAAUAUGGUAUAAUUCCACUCAUAUUCACUGAAAAAAGAAAGAAUGCAUGACCAAAAGUCACACAUUUCAUAAUUACCUAUUUUUCUUACAUAAAAAGUUAAAGUAUUUACAAAAAUUAUUCAUGUAGGAACAAAGGAAUUUUACAACACACAUACUUGACACAUAAACCUUCAGCUAUCCACUCAAUACCUUUGUCAUGUGGGUACUGGAUGGUAAUUUGAGUAGGAAUGAUUCUGAGAAACAUAGACUAACCAUCGACGUUGAAACAACAGUGGUGGAAGACAGAUGAACAUUAUUAGUAAUUAUAAGUCUUUAAACUUUCAUGGCAACUGAACUCGGUGACAUUGUAUCGGGCAUCAAGCCUUAUUGCUGAGAAAAUUUUAUUGGGAUUAAAAGUAAAGCAAAGUGAGUCAUGUUUUGUUUGAAUCUAUUUUCAUGAAGAAAUUGAACAAAUCAUAAAAAUUUGAAUAAUCCCAGAGUUCACUGCAGAGGAAUUCUGGUUGUUAUGAUGACAUUAACUUGUUCACAAUAUGCAGUAUGAAAUUAACACAAAGUUAAUAAUCACAGAAAGUAUUCAAAUCCUAAUCAUGUCAGAAAGGAACAAUUUAUGACUAGGAAACAUCAGAAUUAAAUAUACUGACACUCCAGAAGCUGUAGUCACCAAAAGAUACAGAAUAAGUACUGUGCCUAUGGCAAAAUGCAGACAUGUUGACAUAAUUAAAUAUGAAAAUAGUGUAAUAAAGCUGAACUACUCUAA